Messenger RNA from Thrips palmi, 6248 nucleotides. RefSeq lists its product as uncharacterized. Lineage: Eukaryota; Metazoa; Arthropoda; Insecta; Thysanoptera; Thripidae. Gene Ontology annotation, molecular function: serine-type endopeptidase activity. The record is from RefSeq and is a predicted model, not a curated record. Gene Ontology annotation, biological process: proteolysis. The transcript is spliced from 39 exons. The coding region runs from base 269 to 6112 and encodes 1947 amino acids.
GGCCGCGCGCGUCGCACCGGCGAACACCUGGCCGGCCUUGACAGUGCGGUAGGCGGAGAAGCGUGCGAACAGUUCUGCCUCAACAUCGACAAAAGUGAUCUCGCCGUCUCCAACCCAGUGCAGUGGUGCCGCAGAGUGAGAAAGUCCUGUUUAAACGCCAGACAUGUGACCCAAUGCACCGGUCAUUGUUUAGCCGCGCAGAGAGUGCAGGGGAAUCUGAGGAGUCAGAGGACGCCGAUUCGCAAGCCGGGGCAAAGAUAACGUCAAGAUGAUCCUAACUCUGUUCGUGAUGUACUUGUAUGCCCAACCAGUGCUCUUAGCCUGCCCACCGAUCCAGCUGAAGACAGUGUUGGCGGCGUGCACACUGGAAGGGAAGCCCAUCGACUGCGCGCUACAUCCGGUGCCUGUCGGGACGCUCGCCACGUUCCGUUGCAAGCCCGGCCUCAAGAUCAAGUUCGGCUACCUGCCGGCUUCGAGCUUCGUGUCGCGCUGCGGCUUGGACGGGGUGUGGAGCGACGGUCCCUUCCGCUGCGAGCGGGAGAGGACCACGGCGCCACCAACCACGCAAGCUGCAUUGUGGGAGGAUGAAGCAGCCUGCCCGCCGAUCCAGCUAAAGACAGUGCUGGCGGCGUGCACACUGGAAGGGAAGCCCAUCGACUGCGCGCUACAUCCGGUGCCUGUUGGGACGUUAGCCACGUUCCGUUGCAAGCCCGGCCUCAAGAUCAAGUUCGGCUACCUGCCGGCUUCGAGCUUCGUGUCGCGCUGUGGCUUGGACGGGGUGUGGAGCGACGGUCCCUUCCGCUGCGAGCGGGAGAGGACCACGGCGCCACCAACCACGCAAGCUGCAUUGUGGGAGGAUGUCGUCACCACGGUGCUUGCAACGACACAAGCUCAAGCAGAAGGGCAAGUCACCACGGUGCUUGCAACGACGCAAGCUCAAGCAGAAGGGCAAGUCACCACGGUGCCUUCAACUACGCAGGCUGUAUUGGUGCAAGACAAAGUGGUCUGUCCACCGCUGAAGUCCAAGACGGUGUUGCCGGAGUGCCGCUUGGAGGGCCAGUCCGUCGAAUGUGAGGACCAGCCAGCGCCGGUUGGCACCGUUGCGAGGUUUCGCUGCAAGCCGUUGCACCAGUUCUUGUUCGGCUAUUUGCCUGAUUCAAGAUUUCAGUCACGCUGCGGCGCAGAUGGCCAGUGGACCGUGCGUCCGUUCCGAUGCGAGCCAAUUUGCGGGCAGCCGACGGGCAAGGGGAUCGGCUUCAUUCGGGACGGCAAUUUGACGUCGUCCGCCGCGGACUUCCCGUGGCACGUCAUCAUCUUCGACCUGACGCAAGACAUGAAGCAGAUAUGCGGCGGCACGCUCAUCUCAGCCAAGUUUGUCGUGUCGGCCGCACAUUGCUUUCACGAUGGUAAGAAGGCACUAUUCCCUACAAUGUACAUGGCCGGUUUCGGCAAAAUAAAACGGAGUGUCAGCGUCCCUGAACCAAACGAGCAAUACAGAGAGUUGGAAAAGAUCUACCUGAAGGACUUUGGUGGAAUCAAAGAGCUGUAUUCGAACGACAUAGCGCUGCUGCAGCUCACUGCCGAGGUGGACAUAACUGCUGCCACCAUGCCUGCCUGUAUGGAUUGGGGACUCCAGCUUCCGAGCCUGCGCCACCGGCAGCGAGGCGCGGUUGUUGGAUUCGGUGACACCUCUGCGAGAUCGCACGACAACUUGCGGUUCGGAAUGCUGCCUUUCAUCAACAGUGCCGAGUGUAAGCGGGACGUCAGCGAAAGUCUCGCCGUUUACAACAAGCUGCCCGAUAAGUUCUGCAUCGGCUUCGUCAACCGCACCACGGUGGCCAAGGGCGACAGCGGCGGCGGCAUCGCCUUCCCCGACGACGACCGAGUGUGGUACCUGCGCGGGGUGGUGUCGCUGGGCAGUUCUCAAGAGACAACAGUCUCUUUCUUCACCAACGUCACUCUGUACGUGCCGUGGAUAUCGAGCAUCAUUCAGCGCGGCGAGAUGAGCGGGCGUCGUUGCGGCGUGGACGUGAACCAGGCCAGCGUCGUCAGUGGUGAGCCAGCCGGCCAGUUCGACUUCCCCUGGGAGGUGGACGUCUACUUCAAGGAGACCUCCAAGCACAACUUCGAGAGCCUCACAACCGGCGCCCUCGUCAAACCCAACCUCAUCAUCACGCGUGCCAAAGUAACUUCAUCCACCGGGCAGCCAAUCGACCUCGCGGAAUACCCCGCCGCGUGGUUGCGUGUAACGUCGCGGCUGAGUGCUCGCGUCAAGGAUCUCCAGAAGGCAAGGAACAUCAGUGAGGUGGUUCGCAGUUUCUUCCCUAGUGACGUCCUCAGUGGAUCCGGAUUAUUCUACAACUUCGUGCUGCUGGAAUUGAAACAGCCGUUGCACCUCAUGCCUGUGUGUCUGGACUGGACUGGCGGGGCGCUGUUGCUGAAAGAACGCUACGGAAUGUCACUUCGAGACAGAGAGCAGGAUGAUGUGACUAUGUGGACCCGUCUGCCUAUAUUAAACGCUACUGCGUGUAAGAAGAAAGUAACACCACAGCCAAAUAGUCAUCACAUAUGCACGUUCCAGAGCGCAUUCCUUCGGGUUUUUUUUGGGGGAGAAGGCUCAGAUCGGCUUCAUAACAGUCUGUACGUCUUCGCGGACAACACGUGGUUCCUGCGAGGGGUUGUUUCUCAGAACGCUGCGUCAGACAAUGGCACAGUCUCCAUCUACACGGACAUGAGCGAUCGUGGCAUAAGAGAGUGGUUGGCAAAGACCAGUGACAUGAUGGGUCGACCCACGUGUGGCAACGUGCACCUGUGCGAACCGCUAAGGUCGGGACUGUCCCUCAGCGGUCACAUGCCCUGGAGCGUCGCGGUGGAAAUUCAAGACGGGACAGGCAACACCGUUCAACGAUCUGGGAUUCUUAUUGAGCCGAACGCUGUCCUCACCGAUGCCUCAGCUCUCGUCAAUCUGACCGCCUGGGACGGCUCCAACAAUGACCUUGCGAACUAUACCGAUUCCUUGUCGGUCCUUUGGACAGACACAAACAACAGGCUUAAGACAAGCAGAGUGGUGCGGAUCAGCCUGUACGAGAGUGCCGAGGCUCAAAGGAAAAGUAGGCGUCGCUUCGACAUAGCUCUUCUCGAGUUGCAUCCGGACCAGCCUGUGUUUUCGACCCCCGUGUGUCUCGACCUCAACGGCAACGUGCUUCAACAGCUUGCCACUGGUCAACUGGGCCUGGUUGAAGCUUGGGCAUCUUGGGGACCGGCAAACCACAGCUUGGUCAGUGUGCCCUACAUGCUACCAACAGAGUGCAACACGCAACUACAACAGUCCAUGAAUCGGUCGAGGGAAUCCAUAGAAUUCUGCACUUUGGCGGGUCCCGGCGUUCUAGAUUCUGCAGCCCAAGGGGGAGGCUACUUGGUGUCCUCCGGAAGCCAGUGGUUUUUGCAGGGGCUUUUCACGGACUAUGCCCGUCUGCGCCACCGCACCAUUUUCCUGGCAGCGGACUUCCGCGAUGCCGCUCUUAGAAGAUGGUUGCGAGGCGAACUCAAUAAGCUGAAGAAAGUGACAUCCAAGCCGCCGGAGGAGAAAACGCCGACGAAUUGUGUCGGAGGUCGACCGUCAGAAACUGACUGCGGCUUUUUCAACUCGAAGGACGAGCUGCAGGACGACAACGAUUUCAUCUUCAAGACGUCUAGGAACCGCAUGGAGUGGAACGUCCAAGUCCACGUGAAUCGUGGAGCUCCCCUGUGGGACGUCCGAGCGGGCGUUCUAGUUCGGACAUCCAUGGUCCUUACCAGUGCGCUGGAUCUGUUUGUGCGUUCAACUAACGAGUCCUCAAGCAAUGCUAUCCCUGCCAGUGAUGUCAUCGUCAAGUACCUGACGGCCGACGGCAGAGGACCCUUCUCCGUAGAGGUGCAACGCAUCCACCUCCGGGAGCGUCUGGAGGCCUCCUGGCACGAGCUGAACCCCCACCUGCACUUCGACUUGGCCCUGCUCGAGCUCAGCGCCGCCGUCACGCUCAUGCCCGCGUGCGUGCCGACGCCUGGCCCCAUCACGGCACACUACAAUGCCAUGUCUGAGGGGCUGAUAGAAGUUUGGGAAGACACCUAUUCAAGUCAACGCACGCUACUGCCGGCUUGGUACCGACAACUAGGUCAAUGCAACAUCACAUUAAAUCGUCUGGACUUGUCCAAUGCCGAGUUUUGCGCUGAGACGAAAACAGGUGAUCUGUUGAGGCCACUGCCGAUUGGAGCCGGCUUCUCCAUCUUGUCGCAGGGCGAGAAAGGCGCGUGGUUCGUCCGCGGAAUCCACGGCACAGACUGGAACACCACCUUCAAAGGUGGCCCAACGCCAAUCUUCUACUUUUUGGACCUGCCCGUCAUCAAAAGCUGGAUCCAUGAGAAAAUGCAAUUGCGUUCUGCCGACGGUACCUCCCUUUCUUUGCCCGUACCAAAGCCGCAACCUUUUGCUGCCCCUGCAGGAACACCGUCCGCAAAGUGUGGCCAGACUUCCUUGCCUUUAUACUCGUUGGCCUUCAACCAAUUUGGCCUUAUAGACAUGAGUGAACCUCCGAUCACGCUGACAGGCCCUCUGCCCUGGAGCGUGGCCAUUUACAUUGGCAAUAACUUCGAGACGUUCACUUCGGGUGUGCUGGUACGCGAAAACGUCGUCCUGACCGAUGCCAACAUGCUGGUCGUCCCAAGAUCGAGCUGGAAUGAAUCCGGCAUCGUCCGCACUGUAGACCCCUCUGAAGUUCGGGUCAUGUGGGUGAGCCACACGGGCAGGCGACAAAGCUCCCAAGUGCUGUCAGUCCAAGCCCGCGAAAGAGACCGCGGGACGUACCAGACAUCGCGCACUUUCGACGUAGCGCUGCUUCGCCUCAAGACUCCACUUCCGAACAGCCCGGCCUGCUGGAGCCGCCACCUACCCAAACUAAAGCGCUACCAACUGGGAGUGAUCGACGCGUGGAACGUGAGCGUCCUUGAUUUCCAAUCAGACGUCUUGGCAAUGCCUUACGUGGACGUUGGCUUGCAAAGGUGCGCUUUCUCAAUGUUACCCUUCCCCUAUUUUAACAUUACUCCAGAGAGAUACUGCACUGGACCCGUGAAAGUUCCAGCUAAAGCAGGCGCGGGAUUCCUCGUGCGGAGGGACGACUCUUGGUUUCUGCACGGCAUCCUGUCCUUCAUUGUGGUCGACAAGUUCAAGCAGUGGGUCAUUACGGACGUGGCCGAGGAAGGCGUCAGUACUUGGCUCCACGACAACCUGGAGGGCGAGACCAAACCCGAGGCAGCACCUCAAGGCGCACCGCCCAGCGAGCCCUCCGCACCUUCUCAGUGUGGCAAGACGACGUUGUCCCUGCACACUUUAAAGGAAAACGACACGCUAGCUAACCAUUUGCCCUGGUCAAUGGUGGUCUAUACAAAAGACACCAAUGGGACCGUAAGAAUGCGCCCUGGGGUGCUGGUUCGCCACGACAUCGUUUUGACAGGAGCCUCACUUUCCGCGAAACCAUUAAACCUGUCUGAAGCCGCACACUCAGCGAGUACCUUCGUUGCGUGGGUUAAUCCAUCUGGAAGGAGACUUCGCUUUCAAGUGCUCGCUGUGCACAUCUACCAUCCCGACUCCAGCUCAGACAUGGUGGAUCUGGCGUUGCUGCAGCUUCAGUCGCCAUUCCCUGACAGUAUGGUGGCGUGCGUGGACACCGUGAAUCCACCUCCUAGCCUCGCGGACGGGCAGCUUGGAGUGAUGGAAACGUGGAACGGUGACCCGUUUUCUUCGACUGAAUUCACUGUCGUGGCCAGGGCCCCUGAAUCCAGCGAAACCUGCCAGCGGCUGUAUUCAAACUCGGCUAACAUGACGUCUGAAAUGUUUUGCUUAAAAGGAACGCGAGCUCAAGAACACACUCUUAAAAAAAGACAUGGUAACAAGAUUUUCCUGCACGUGAAGCCUGGUUCAGGCUUCUUGGUGAGGAAGGGUGACUCAUGGUUCCUCCGUGGUGUCGUGGCUUCUUCCGUGCGGCCCGCGUCUGAAGACACCCUCGUCUUCACGGACCUUGGCGCGCCCGACGUCAGGGCCUGGCUGCAAGAAAAGCUCAGUUCGACGAUGCAGUAGCCUCGACUGCUCCCGUCUCAUCGUCCACCGAGUGAAACACGCUGACUGACGCAUAAAAAGAGGCGAGCAAAGCCGUCCUCUUCAAUUUAGGCACUUAUAGCCGCUUGUAUAUCUUGCAAUAAAUACAAAUUUUCUC